Aspergillus ochraceoroseus IBT 24754 is the source of this 4278-nucleotide messenger RNA. RefSeq lists its product as uncharacterized. The transcript has 5 exons. Bases 1 to 4278 code for a protein of 1425 amino acids. The record is from RefSeq and is a predicted model, not a curated record. Gene Ontology annotation, biological process: mitotic spindle assembly; astral microtubule depolymerization. Gene Ontology annotation, cellular component: microtubule organizing center; spindle microtubule; cytoplasmic microtubule. Lineage: Eukaryota; Fungi; Ascomycota; Eurotiomycetes; Eurotiales; Aspergillaceae. Gene Ontology annotation, molecular function: microtubule binding.
AUGGACUCCAACAGUGCCCAAGGUUCUGUUUCUCUGGCACAGAUUGCCAUUUUCCUCCUUCUCAUAUCUUCCGUGAACCCUUUCCAGCUUUUCUACUACUUCUCUAAAUUCUGCUUCAUCUAUGUUCUGGUCAUUGUGACCCAGUCUGAGGCCAAAUAUUUUGCGGCAAGGAUGGAGUCAAAAGCCGCCGAGGUACUGGCGGUGUUGAAGAACAACAACCUGUCUAUUGACGCAAAAGUGACCCACUUACUGGGCCUGAAAUCUGAUAUUAAGCAAAAGAAUGUUCCCGAGGGAGCUGUCCUGCUGAUCUUCGAAUGUUUGCGGCAGUCAAUAGCGUCACAGCAUUUCUCUCUUCUUGCCGCGGGUUUCUCGACCCUUGCUCAUUUCUUGAAGAGGCUGUUUAUUCAAGAGCAACAUAGCUUAGUGUCUACUCAAGCCCGUGAUAUAUAUCCCAUCCUUCUCGAGCGUUUGGGGGACCAUAAGGAGCGCGUUAGGGCUCAGGCUGCCCAAGCAUUCACUGACCUAUGGCCUGCCGCAAAUGCGGAAGUCGAACAUUACGUACUCGAAGUCGCACUCGUGGGUAAAAACCCCAAAGCCAAGGAAAUGAGCAUGAUUUGGCUCUCAAGCAUGACCAAAAGCCAUGGACUGCUUUUCCGGUCGUAUGUUCCGAGUCUUGUUGCCUGCCUUGAAGACGCAGAUAGCGCAGUGCGAGACACGGCGAAAUUGACAGUUGUGGAACUGUUCCAGAAUGCACCUCCGCGGGCCAAGUCUGAUCUAAAACGACAAUUGGCCACGCAUAACGUGAGAAAAUCGAUUGCAAACGCGAUUUUGACUAGUAUCGGUUUGGGAAUCAGCGAUACAGAUCUUUCUCGCUCUCGUGCUGACAGUCAACCCCCUCGCCCCCCUUCUCGCGGCGAUGCGCUUCACCAGCGGCCUAUUUCCCGUGUUGAAGGCCACCCUGCUCGUCCUCCUUCUCGGGGUGAUGCCUUGCACCAGCGGCCCGUUUCCUUCAUUGAGUCUCAACCUGCUCGACCUCCCUCCCGUGGCGAUGCCUUGCGCCAGCGACCAAUGUCUGUCAUUGGCAGCCAGCCAGCCCGCCCUCCAUCUAGAGGCGAAGCCCUGCAUCAGCACCUAGCUGAAGAGCUCAGAGAAGAUCCAGCUAUCGUAUUGCAUAGUGAGAGCGCAAAAGUGGGCCCGGGCUCCUCAAGGAGUGAGCAAGACAGGGCAUUUGGCUCUGCACCUGUCUCCGCUGGACAUUCCGAUGCGUCUACUUCGCGACCGAGUUCCCAGGAUGGCGAUAGGGUCGAACCGCUUGUCGUCGCCUCAUCCCGCGAUAUCGAAGACUUGGUACGUGACAUGCUUCCCGUCUUCGAGGGAAGAGAGUCGGAGGAAAAUUGGAUGCAUCGUGAAAAGAGCGUCAUUACUCUCCGGAGGCUCACCCACGGAAACGCUCCCCACACUUUUUCUCAAACGUACCUUGCUGCCGUCAAAACCCUCCUUGAUGGCAUCUUUAAGGUUGUAAACUCUCUCAGAACCACUUUAGCCACAAACGGCUGUCUCAUGGUUCAAGAUCUUGCUCGUACAUGCGGCCCGAAGGCCGACCCCAUGGUUGAAAUUAUCAUGCAGAACUUGGUCAAGCUGUGUGCGGGUAUGAAGAAAAUCACUGCACAGAAUGGUAAUGUCACUCUUGAUGUAGUGCUUGAGAAUGUGACAUAUACCCCGCGCCUUUUACAUCAUGUUUCCAGUGCCUCAAUGGACAAGAACGUCCAGCUGCGUCUUUAUGCUGCAGGAUGGCUCAAAACAUUGAUGAACAAACAAGCGCGACACAAGAGCUCAAUUGAGCAUGGAGGCGGCCUGGACAUUCUCGAAAAAUGUAUUAAAAAAGGCCUCUCCGACGCUAAUCCUGGCGUCAGAGAAGUAAUUCGCUCUACCUUUUGGGUUUUCUUCCGUAUUUGGCCUGAAAGAGCCAACGAUAUCCUUUCCAACCUUGACAAUAAGUCACGAUCCUUGUUGGAGAAAGACCCAUCCAAUCCCAAUGUAGAUCACUCUAGCCUGAGGGAUUCUGCGUCUAAGCGAGGACUUGCCAGUAGCACUUCUGCCAUCUCAAGUCGCUCAGCUCUUAAAGAAGCUAUUGCGGCGCAGAAGAGGGCUCGUCUUGCUCCAGCUAGGAGCUUACCUCCUCGACCCGGAUCGGCUCAAUCCGCCUUGUCUGAAACAAUCUCAUCUGAUCACCAUACAAAGCCCUCUGCGGUGAGAACUGUUCCCACGGGCGCCCAUUCAUCUCUAUCAUCCGCCCCCAUGCGCCCUGCGACGAAACCACGCCGCCCUGAAAUAACGCGCCCUGCAACUGCAGACCCAUAUGCUUCUCGCAAGGCUGCGGCGAGCGACCUGCAUUCGAAAGCGUCCAGCAGAAUGGACAGCUCUCCAAAGGUUUCUCGAUCCAAACCAUCCACACCUUUAUCGAAAUCAGCUAGCUCCACUCGCCUCAGACAGAAAACCGAGCCCCCCCACACAGCCAGUACUACCAAGAGCAAGCCAAAACGGCUUGACAUUUCUAAGUCGACGAGGUCGAAAGACCAUUCUGUGACUGCAGGUCACCACCAAAGGAAUGAUUCUCACGAUAGUACAGCCUCUCAGCCUUUCGACCCAACCCAUCCACCAAUCACUCUGAGUAGCCCCGAUCACCCGGCUUUCCAGGCUUCUAUUCGUUUAGAAAGCCCUCCCGCGUUUGUGAUCCACCCCGAGGAUCACGGUUCGGGAGAUCAUGCUUCUGGCAACUCCAACAUCUUGACCUCGGAUCAUCCGACGAUAUCUCUCGAAGAUUACACCCCGAGCGAGCCACCACAUCAUUCUCCGGCAGAGUUCGUAGAACCUGUCGAUAUUUCUAGACCUACGCCCGGCAUGACAAGUAAGCAGCCUGAACCUGUGCGUAUUUACGAGGAUCCCAUUGUACCUGCUGUGGAACAAGGGGACCACUACGCACAUAAUUCUUCUAUCGAAUCUCACGGCAUAGAAAUGCCACACGAAACCGUUGAAGGACGCCCGGAGAAACCUUCUACUUCACCUCUGCAGGUAGCCGAACAGGAAUACCACCCCAUUGAACCCCUCCCAGAACAGGAAAGGACUGCUAGUGCCAGCCCUGCUAAUAUUCAAACAACUCCACAACCCUCAGACCUGGAACCACAAGCUCCAGCGGCAGGUCCUUCAACAAUGAUCAACUCCGCAAACAUCAUGGAUAUAUUUGGUCCGUAUGGGACCUUGCCCAAAUCCCGUUCAAAGAACAAUGAAAACAGUACACCGAACCCUAGAAAAAUUACCUUAUCUUAUGCAACCCGCAUUUCAGCGAAACAUAACGUUUUGGAGGAACUACAUACGAAUGAACCAGCACACCGUGAUAACACACCAGUUGCGCAUGUUGAGCGCUCACGCCAGCCUAGUAACGCUUUGGUUACCGUUGACGAGCCGUCUAACCGCCGUUGGAAGAGACUUGAGUCUCUACACCGACGGAGGAGUAUCAGUCCGCGGUCCCAGGACCCUGUCCAGGCGAAGGAGAUGCUUGCGAAGGGUAUAAAGCGAAUUCAGAUGAAGAAUAUGGACAUCCUAGGAUACCGCAAGUUGCAAGGACUGAUUGAAUUUCAUGAUGCUAUUUUCACCGAUGAGGAGCAGUAUGAUGCGAUGUUGCUGGCCCUGCUUGAGGAGUUGGAGAGCCCACCAGAUGACAGAAAACAACCACUUGGCCGUCCCAUGGAUUUGAAGACGCAAGUUCUUCUGACUGUUCGAUACAUGUUCACUCAUAAUAACAAAUACUUUGCCGCCUAUUACCCCCAGGCGGUGGUGGCUCUCCUCCACGCUCGACAGCAUUACGAUCCUAUGAACCACAUUGUCACCGGGCUGGAUGAGACAACGGAUGACAUUAUUUCCGAAGCCGAACCAAUCGAGAUUAUUGAUGCCGUGAUUAACAUGAUUACAACCAUGGAGAAGAAUGAUCAAGAAUACCGCGUAAUCGAAAAGGGUAUUGGUGUGUUAGCCAAAGCCCUAUCUCUUCUGAACGAAAACAAGACUAGCCUUCCCGAUUCCACUAUGGAGCGCAUCGGGACCUAUGCCGCUGGUAAUCUUAUGGCCAGUCACCUCGAUCUCAGGCGACAAUCUAUCGAAGUCUGUGUGCAAUUACGUUCCAUGGCCACCAGCGAUGAUCAUUUCUGGACGAUUCUUGGGCGGCCUGGGGAUGGCACCCGGAACCUGUUGACUUAUUACAAUGCUAAGCUUUCGAAGCAGUAG